GAGAUCAUGAUGAUCGCUGGAGUGGUAAUUCAGACAGGGGACCCCGUGGAAGAGGGUACCAACGAGGCAACAGACGAGGUGGAGGUGGCAGAUUUCGCCAUGUCAAUCCAAAUGCCAUGCGAUAUCGUAAACCGUAUGGUGCAAACGAGGAUGAAGAUGGGGAUAUCUCUAUGGCUGGAGAUUCAGGCAGAAACUCAAGGGAUAAAUUGUACGGUGGUCGUUAUGGGCGUUACAGCAACAGAUCGUAUCGAGGCAAUGCUACUUCAUCUGGUGACAAAAGGGCAGAAACUUGGUUUAAAGUUAUGGUCCCAUUUGGCUCAGCAAUAACCAGAGAUGAACUGUAUUCACUAAUAAAAACACAAAUUGAAGGUCCAUUUGAGCCUUUCAGCUACUCCACAGAUGAGAGACGGGCAUAUUUUUAUGUCAAGGGAAUGGCAGCAGCUGAAAGUUUGCGCAGCAUUAGCAGGCGUAUCACAAAACCAGAUGGGCAUAAAAUUGUCUUCCAUGUGACGGAAUCCCAAGCCCCAGCCGAACACGCAAUAGAUGAAAGCACAAUGGAGAAACUGAAGGUUAGAAUGAGUGACCGUUACGACCCCUCCACACAGCUGCUGAAUCUAAGCGCCUUUUAUUUGGAUGAGGGCCUUCAGAAUUUGAAUAUAUUCCUGCCAUUAAAUCGUGCAACCACAAUGGCCGCAGUCACAAAAAUUGUUGGUGAAUAUAUACCGGAACUGUCAGGAUUGGAUAUCAGCAAGAACAGGAUCCUGUCUCUAGGCCACAUGGUAGAUUUAGUGAAGGCAGCACCAAAUGUGGUGUCCCUUAACCUGGGCCACAACCAGAUCCGUUCCCUGGAGGAGCUGGAUAAGCUGAAAGGGUGGACAAAUAUUACAGAGCUUGUCCUUGAUGGCAAUGACUUGUGUAAUAAUUACUCCAGUGAAACUAAUUACAUCAGCGCUGUCCGCAAGAAGUUUCCUAAAGUUGUCAAACUGGAUGGAAAAGACCUGCCACCUCCAAUAACCUUCGACCUGGAAACUAUCGUGACUCUUCCACCUUCAAAGGGUAAUUACUUUGUAAAUGAUGAAGUUCAGAACCUGGUGGUGCUGUUUAUCAAGGAGUAUUACACAAUCUUUGAUUCAGACAAACGGCGUGAUCUUAUGCCAGCAUAUCAUGAAAAUGCACAGUUUUCACUUUUUGUGGGGAGAAAUCUUUUGCUGGACAGGCAACCUGGAUUUAACAAUUUCUUUGAUGACAGCCGCAAUCUGAAAAAGAUUGGCCAUUUUGAUUCAGAAAAACUGAAUAAAAAAAUCAAAACUGGAGUUCUGUCAGUGGUAUCUUGCCUGGAAGCACUGCCAAAAACCACACAUGAUAUGAAUUCCUUUGUAGUGGAUGUCAGUUUGGCUACGCCAACAAUGAUAACUUUCAGCUGGCAAGGAGUAUUCAGAGAAAAUGACAGUCGCACAGACAGACCAACAAUUCGUACUUUUAGUCGGACAUUUAUAACAGUGCCUUCAGGACCAGGGAUGGUGAUUAUAAAUGAUCUGUGGACAAUUUCAAAUGCCACCAAUGAACAGAUUAAGAAUGCAUUCAAAAGUGCUGCUCCAACUCCAUCCUCCAGUCCGGUACCCAGCAUUCCGAGUGUGGCUGGACCCAGCACUUCCCAGAGUCCUAGUCCUGUGCCUGCCCUCACACCCGUACAGCUGCAAAUGGUUGACAGUUUUGUAGUACACUCUGGCAUGAAUCCCCAGUUUUCCCUCAGAUGUUUGCAAGAAAAUGGCUGGGAUUAUCUUAAGGCAGGACAAGUUUUCACAGACUUGAAUAGUCAAGGCAAAAUUCCACCAGAAGCCUUUGUGAAAGUGGAGCUGAAUGGUUGA
Candidula unifasciata is the source of this 1868-nucleotide messenger RNA. NCBI's taxonomy places the organism in Eukaryota, Metazoa, Mollusca, Gastropoda, Stylommatophora, Geomitridae. The record is from the annotation of a GenBank genome assembly.